Messenger RNA from Seminavis robusta, 1234 nucleotides. The record is from the annotation of a GenBank genome assembly. Lineage: Eukaryota; Bacillariophyta; Bacillariophyceae; Naviculales; Naviculaceae.
CUCACCUCUAAAAGAAGAUUGCCUUCGGACGUUCAUGAUGACCAAGUUAGUGUGUUCACAAGACGUUCACUGAGAGCAGCGGCAAUCGUAAACCAACAACACACCGAGCUGUCCGCUGUCACAAGAGAUCUCGCUACUAGCUAUCAUAGCUAAAGCACAACACGAAACAAAAGCAGAACCACAAAAGACAUAUUGAUUGACCAUGUUGAGCUUCCUCAACAACAACCACGACGACAGCAGCAACAAUGAGGCUCGCAUGGAGCCGCUGCGGAUGGAAGGCCCAGCAGCGCGGGAAGAAGAAGCAGAUGCGCGUGACAACGACGAGCAAGACGACGAGGACAGCAGUAGCGGCAGUGAUGAUGACUCUUCUACAGAAGGCAUUCCCAUGCCCCGUGUACUAGGGCCACUCGACGAAGGCCGUAUGGCGUUGGGAGCCACGGAGCGAUUGUGGGCGCGGGAAAUCAAAGCGGCCGCUGCCAAGUGUCCCGAAUUGGAGCCCCUCAGCGACUUUUGGUAUGCCCAGGUGGCCAUUGUGUCAUUCCACGAACACCACCAGAAUUUGGUAGCAGCCCGAUCGGAUUUGCCGGCGGUAUUGGAACGAUUGCACGCUUUGCAAGAUAUGCGACAAGAAUACUUCAUCCGAGAUACGGUGUCCCAUGGCGUCGAAGUCAUGUCCCGGACGGUAUGUGAUUUGCUACCGGGAUGGUUCAUGGCCUUUUCCUAUCAUGCCGAAAAGGGAGCAUACCUGCGGGUAGUGUCAUUGACCGAAUUCAACAUGUCCAUAUUUACUCAAAAUGAAAAAGUCAGGACCUGGCUGGCCGCUAUUUGGUACAUCAAUCAUGCUCAUGUUCCUGACAUGGAAGCAGCCAGACAGGGGUUUGUUCAAUAUGUGGAAUGCAAAGGCUACGAAUGGCGCAAUCAAAGUAUGUUCCAUAUCAAGGCAUUCUCUGAAGCUGCACCAUUGUUUGCACUUUACCCUCUUCUCUGUCAACAAACCGUUCACUACAACACGGGCAUGUUUGUGAAAUUAUUGGCAAGCAUGGCAAAACGACUACUGCCAAAGCACUUGACCAAGGAUUUCUUGUUUGAAUCGGGGUCCAUUGGUGAAGGUGUUACCAGGCUGGAAGAAUUGUUUGCCAUGCCAACACAAGAAGUGGCCAAUCAACGACUCGUCGCACGAUUGAAAGAUGCACUGGAACGACGAUAUCAAAACGAGGCCAAUUUUAGACUGUGA